This is a messenger RNA of Neogale vison (American mink), 1419 nucleotides long. RefSeq names its product trace amine-associated receptor 8-like. The transcript is spliced from 5 exons. Gene Ontology annotation, biological process: G protein-coupled receptor signaling pathway. NCBI's taxonomy places the organism in Eukaryota, Metazoa, Chordata, Mammalia, Carnivora, Mustelidae. Gene Ontology annotation, molecular function: trace-amine receptor activity. The record is from RefSeq and is a predicted model, not a curated record. The coding region runs from base 1 to 1419 and encodes 472 amino acids. Gene Ontology annotation, cellular component: membrane.
AUGGCUGCUAUUCCUUCUAAAGUUUACAGAUCCACCUGGGAGCGACAACCUAAAGAUGGGCACCUUAGAGAGGGGGCAGGAGGAGCGGGUACCAUCAUCCAGGGCUCACACUUGACCUCAGCAGCAGAAAUAGUUUGUAGCAAUAGGGAAUUAAUAGAAUGGCAUAAUCCUGAGGCAGGCACCCCAUGUAUGUCUGUGGACACCCCCAGUCAGCCCAGUGGUUACCUGGAGAAUGAAUAUAGAUAUCAUCAUCCAAUCAGCAGCACUUGGAGACUUUGCUCUCCAGAUAUAAAGCAGCUCAUGGCCCUCUGGCUAAUUGAAAAACUUUGUUGCCCACCACAAGGAAGGGCAGAAAGACAGGAAGCACCAAACUCCAGAGCCGUGAGCAUCAAUCUUUCCCACCCUGCUGUCCUGCAGCUUUGCUAUGAGAGUGUGAAUGGAUCUUGCGUAAAAACUUCUUACUCACUCGGAUCCAGGGUGAUUCUGUACUCAGCGUCUGGCUUAGCCUCUUUGCUGGCUGUGUUUGGAAACCUCCUGGUGAUGACUUCAGUUUUGCAUUUCAAGGAGCUGCACUCUCCUGCCAAUUUCUUGAUCACCUCUCUGGCUUGUGCUGACUUCCUGGUGGGGGUGACCAUCAUGCCCUUCAGCAUGGUCAGGUCCGUGGAGAGCUGCUGGUACUUUGUAGCCAGAUUUUGUACCCUGCACAGUUGCUUCGAUGUGGCAUUUUGUUACUCUUCUCUCUUCCAGUUGUGCUUCAUCUCCAUCAACAGGUACAUUGCUGUUACUGACCCUCUGGUCUACCCCAGCAAGUUCACGGUGUCUGUGUCGGGGAUGUGCAUCAGCGUCUCCUGGAUCCUGCUCUUUGUAUGCAGCGGGGCCGUGUUCUACACAGGUGUCAAUGACGAUGGGAUGGAGGAAUUAGUAAGUGCUCUCAACUGUGUAGGUGGUUGUCAAAUUGUUGUAAAUCAAGACUGGGUUUUGAUAUAUUUUCUGUUAUUCUUCAUACCCACCCUCGUAAUGAUAAUUCUUUACUGUAAGAUUUUUCUAAUAGCUAAACACCAAGCUACAAAAAUUGAAAAUACUGGUAGCAAAGCAGAGUCAUCCUCAGACAGUUACAAAUCCAGAGAGAGAAAAAAGAGAAGAGAGAGAAAAGCUGCUAAGACCCUGGGUAUCAUGGUGAUAGCAUUUAUGAUUUCAUGGUUACCAUAUACAAUUGAUAUGCUAGUUGAUGCCUAUAUGGGCUUCAUAACACCUGCCUAUAUUUAUGAGGUCUGCUGUUGGGGUGCUUAUUAUAUCUCAGCCAUGAACCCUCUGAUUUAUGCUUUAUUUUAUCCUUGGUUUAGAAAAGCCAUAAAAAUUAUUUUAAGUGGGGAGUUUUUAAAGGAUAAUUCAUCAACCAUUAGAUUAUUUGCAGAAUAA